CCUAGGCGCUUCAUUGCUUCCCUUCAUCUCUAUCCAUCUUCAUCCUUCUCUCUCUCUCUCUCUCCCUUCCUAUUUCCUCUUCGGAAAAGUACAGCGAACGGCGUGCUCUCCGAACGCGCUAGUGACAUUAUCGAGCCCUUGUAUCGCGGGUUGCGGAGUGAAGUGCUAUAUGCGAGAUCGAGUGACAGAUCCCUCCACUUCACGCGCGUGCUGUUAAACAUUGUUAGCAUAGUUGGCUCGGCUUUCGAAGUGCUACCAGAAGCGUAAGAGUGAAAGAGAGAGUAAAAAACAGGUAGUUCCAGCGAUCAGUGAAAAAUAUGAAUUCCAACGCCGUCGCACUGCUGCUGUUCGUGGCAUUGGCCGUCUGCAUCGGGGACAGUGCCGAAAUUCCGCCCCUACCGGUACAGGACGACCAAACGGCCGGCGCAUCGUCAGCGGAACCGGAAGAAUCUUAUCUAGGUGUAAAGCUGUACAAAAUGGAGAGACCGUGCGCAAUGCUGGGUGGGAUGUGCGUGCAGACGAGCGAGUGCAAGCAGCGGCCAGCAAACAGUGGACUGUGUCCGGAAAAUACCCACCUGGGCGUUGAUUGCUGCUACGAAGUAAAACCCGCGAGCAACCUCACCUGCCACGAGUACCGCGGCGCUUGUAUGGAGCGAUGCGCCGCAGGGCUACAGCGCCCGUCCACCGAUUGUACCGAUGGGAGCAAGUGCUGCGUGCUGGUCGUAUAAGGCUUUUGUUGUUUGCUGUCAAACCAUAGAAUGGUUCGUAUUUUUACUCGAUACCUCCCGAAAGAACAGAGAGAAAAGAAAGAGAAGUAUAAAACAAUGGGCCACCUCUGUUCUCGGGGUGGAUUUUUGGGUAAAAAUCGAACCAAUUCCAAAUUGUAUCUCGUUGACCUCGUAGAGCAAGCGGCUAGCGUUGUGAGCAGUAAAUCAUAUCAAUCAGAAGCUAUUUAAAUAAACGAUUCGUAAGUAAAGCACAA
This is a messenger RNA of Anopheles merus, 982 nucleotides long. Its product is annotated as U-scoloptoxin(19)-Sm1a. The record is from RefSeq and is a predicted model, not a curated record. NCBI's taxonomy places the organism in Eukaryota, Metazoa, Arthropoda, Insecta, Diptera, Culicidae. The transcript is spliced from 4 exons. Bases 318 to 728 code for a protein of 136 amino acids.